AUGCAGAAGAUUGUGUGGGGCUCACUGGGUGGUGCGGUGGCCGCAGAGUGGGGCUGCCGCUUCUGCUCUUGCAGCGGGGAAUAUGCUGCCACACUCUUUUUUUUGUUGGCUGCAUUGGGGGCAAAUGUGCCGGCGUCUGACAAGCUGCGGGUUCCACCGCCACGACGACUGAAGGAAACGGAGACGUCUGCAGCUGCCUUCGCAGGCUGCACCCCGUGCGGCCCAGUCAUGUGGCAAACAGUUCCCUCACGGAAUUCACGUGCACCGCACCACGUGCUGGGCGCAGCGUAUAUUUGUGUCGUGGGGGACAAUGCGGCGGCGUCCCUCCUUCUUCUCGCGAGUGAACGAAGAGGCGGCGGGUGUUCUGCUCCUUCGCACCUCAGCGAAUUACAGCGCAAAAUGCCACCGCGACGAGGCAGUCAAUUUCACUGUGAGUGGGUGAUAUUUGCGUGUGACUACACACACACAGAGCUGUGGGGAUCCGAAUGUCAAGUGAAAUACGAGAAGAGGAGAGAAGCGUCGUCGCAGUUGUUGUGUGUGCCGUGCAGUUUGCAUGGUUUGCCUAGGGAGAUCUAA
Trypanosoma rangeli is the source of this 576-nucleotide messenger RNA. RefSeq lists its product as uncharacterized. The record is from RefSeq and is a predicted model, not a curated record. The transcript has a single exon. The coding region runs from base 1 to 576 and encodes 191 amino acids. NCBI's taxonomy places the organism in Eukaryota, Euglenozoa, Kinetoplastea, Trypanosomatida, Trypanosomatidae.